AUGGGGAAGGCGGUGGCGAUUGAGAAGGUGGUGGUGCAUCCGCUGGUGCUGCUGAGCAUCGUGGAUCAUUACAACCGCGUCGCCAAGGACACGCACAAGCGCGUGCUCGGCGUGCUGCUCGGCGAAACGGCGCGCGGCCGCAUCGACGUUACUAACAGCUACGCAGUGCCAUUCGAGGAGGACGACAAGGAUGCGAGCAUCUGGUUUUUGGAUCACAACUACCACGAGGCCAUGUUCGCCAUGUUCAAGAAGAUCAACGCCAAGGAGCGAGUGGUGGGGUGGUACUCGACGGGUCCCAAGAUCCGCGAGAGCGACCUCGACAUCCAGGAGCUCUUCUAUAACUACUGCAGCGACCCCGUGCUGGUGAUCAUCGACGUGCAGCCGCGUGAGCUGGCCAUCCCCUCACAGGCCUACUGCACCGUCGAGGACGUCAAGGAGGACGGCACGCAGAAGAGUCAGAAGGCGUUUGUGCACAUCUCAUCGGAGAUCGGCGCAUACGAGGCGGAGGAGAUUGGCGUGGAGCAUCUGCUGCGCGAUGUGAAGGACGCCACCAUCACCACCCUCGCCUCUGAGGUGAGCGCCAAGCUGGUGGCGCUCAAGGGGCUGGAGUCACGGCUGAGGCAGCUGCGGUCGUACCUGGAUCUGGUGGCAGCAGGGCGGCUGCCCCUGCGGGCGGACAUCCUGUACGGCGUGCAGGACGCCUUCAACCUGCUGCCCAACCUCAACGUCGACGACCUCGUCAAGGCCUUCGCUGUGCGCACGAACGACAUGACGCUGGCGGUGUACGUGGCAUCACUGGUGCGGUCUAUCAUCGCGCUGCACAACCUCAUCAACAACAAGGUGGUGAACAAGGAGGCGGAGAAAGCAGUGGACUCAACUGCUGCACCAGCACCACCCGUCUCCUCUGCUGCUUCCUAG
Molecule: messenger RNA, 918 nt
Organism: Closterium sp. NIES-65
Lineage: Eukaryota; Viridiplantae; Streptophyta; Zygnematophyceae; Desmidiales; Closteriaceae
Source: the annotation of a GenBank genome assembly